Messenger RNA from Cyprinodon variegatus (sheepshead minnow), 2073 nucleotides. RefSeq names its product fibrinogen-like protein 1. Gene Ontology annotation, biological process: negative regulation of T cell activation; regulation of immune response. Lineage: Eukaryota; Metazoa; Chordata; Actinopteri; Cyprinodontiformes; Cyprinodontidae. The transcript has 7 exons. Bases 576 to 1553 code for a protein of 325 amino acids. The record is from RefSeq and is a predicted model, not a curated record.
CAAAACCAGAGGGACAGAGUCUGCCCUCAGCUGCUGGAAUAUAAAAGCGUCGUUUUUUUUCCCCGUCUCAAGUUUUCUCUGGAUGCUAACUACUAGCCUAGCUAAACAUGACGUCAGAACUAUUCUCCUUUGAAAUUCCGACUUUGUUCCGUAUGCAACAGGUGGCUCCGUGGCGCAAUGGAUAGCGCAUUGGACUUCUAGUCAAGCACUUGAGCAGUGAUUCAAAGGUUGUGGGUUCGAGUCCCACCGGAGUCGCAUUUUUUUCCCGUUAGAUUUGCAAACAUGUUUUUUUUUUUUCCCCAAGUCCAGCUAGUUUGUUUAAUCAGCUACCUACUUUAAACUGAACAUCGAAACAACUUUGAUAAACUACAACCUUAACAGCUAGAUGUUAUAAAAAAGCAUAUAUUCCUCUGAACCACUAGAUGGAGGCCUUGUGCAGUGAGUCAAUCGUCUGGCAUCAGUGAAGCUUCAGCUGUAACCAUUCAUUCCCAACAUAAAGAGAGGAGGAAGCAAACAGGCAGAUUCAAACGGGAACUGAGAGUUGGAGCAGCUGGAAGUUUUAAGUUCAUCGGAUCAUGGAGGUGCUGAGAACAUCUGUAGCCUUUCUGCUGUACUUGGCUUCCUCUGCAGCGGGACCGUUACGAUGUGAGAAGAAGGUUCUCCGUCUGGAAGCGGAGAUCCAGGGCCUGAUGAGUGUGAUCAAUGACCAGCACCGCUACAUCCAGGAGCUCCAGAGCAGCCAGGCGCAGCAGCUGCAGCACAUCCCCAACAUGUUCCUGGGCGACAACAACCUUUACAAAGACUGCUCAGAGGUGUUUGCAGACGGGAACGUGGCCAGCGGUCUGUACGUCAUCCGUCCAGAUGGUUCACCCACGGCGCUCAGCGUCUACUGCGAUAUGAGCAACGGAGGAGGAUGGACCGUCUUCCAGAGGAGGAGGGACGGGAAGGAGAGCUUUGACAGGACGUGGUUGGAGUAUAGCCACGGCUUUGGAGAUCUCUUCUCCCCUGAAGGAGAAUUCUGGUUGGGAAACGAUCCUCUGCACCGCCUCACCUCACAAGGAACCUACGAUCUGCACAUCGACACUGAGGACUUUGACGGCAACCACCGCUUUGCAGAAUACAAGAACUUCCGAGUGGACGACGAGAAGGACCAGUACCAGUUGCACGUGGGAGACUACGUUGGGAACGCUGGAGACGCUCUGGCUGAUGCUCGCAGCCUGAACUUCAACAGCCCCUGCAAAGGAGGGAUCAAAUUCAGCACCUACGACCAUCCCAACUACAUCGACAGCGACAGCGGCCGCUGCAUGCGGCACAGCAAGUCAGGCUGGUGGUUCUGCAAGUGUGACUCAGGGAACCUGAAGGGGCAGGGCUUCAAAGGGCCGUUCGAAGCGAUGAGCGACGACGGCAUGGAGUGGUACGUUUGGCACGGCUGGAGCUACGCCAUCAAGUCGGUGGUGAUGAUGGUGCGGGCCGCCGACCUGGAGAACCCGCCAGCUGUCAUCGAGCGUUGGCCUGAUCAGUUUCGCCCAAACACGGUGGAGGGCGGCCCGUAGGUCGGAGGACGGGCUUCUUCCUGUUUGUAAUAAAAACCAGCCUGCUUCACAGCAUCCUGUCGUACGGGUUUUAUUCUGAGGCAGAAACAAAGCAGAACGCCGCACAACAUGGCGUUCAGGUCGACAGACAGCAGGGAGACGCCGAGACAACAAAACAUGGAGGGAAACGAUUGACGAUGAAGAACAGGUUUAAAAAAAUUGAUAUUAGAGGAAUAUAGAAAUAGAACUUUGGAAAACUUCUCAAUUAAAACAAAGGUUUUGAGAGUGAUUUAUAUGUAAGCAAAGGUUUAACCAAUAUUGUUAAAGUAUUUUGAGAAUAUUGUUUUUAUUUUCCAUUUUUUUUCCCCCAAAAUAUAAAAAAUUUACAUUUGUUUAGGGAGAUGCAGUUUUACAAAUUGCAUUUGUUCAAAUCCCAUUUUUAUAGAUUUCACCUCUUACAGUUUAGGGUUGUCAAAACGCAACAUCUGGGAGAAAAAAAAAAUAUUUUGAAAAUAUUAUCUGAAAAAAAAAAACUCAAAAA